Molecule: messenger RNA, 1434 nt
Organism: Carassius gibelio (silver crucian carp)
Lineage: Eukaryota; Metazoa; Chordata; Actinopteri; Cypriniformes; Cyprinidae
Product: WD repeat-containing protein 5
Exons: 14
Coding region: 196-1188 (330 amino acids)
Cellular component (GO): Set1C/COMPASS complex
Molecular function (GO): histone binding
Source: RefSeq, a predicted model, not a curated record
UCUGAAGUUGUCAUACACACUGCGCAUGCGCGGUGACGCGCGUGUCAUUUGUCAUUUCUAUUUGGCUCAGCAAGUGCCCCGAAGCGCCUUUUCUAGCAGUUUGUAAACACAGUCGUUUGGAGCGAACCGUCUGAAACCAAAAGUUUGCUGCAGAAGCCUCCGAGCCCCUGUAUUUGACCCACGUAAGGUGCAGGGAUGGCAUCAGAGGAGAAGAAGCCAGAGACAGAAACACCUAAGACACAUUCAGGAUCCUCAUACUCCAAGUCUGCUUCUGUGAAGCCAAACUACUCUUUGAAGUUCACCCUCGCAGGUCACACAAAAGCUAUAUCAUCAGUCAAAUUUAGCCCCAGUGGUGAAUGGUUGGCCAGUUCAUCGGCAGACAAGCUCAUCAAAAUAUGGGGCGCUUUUGAUGGAAAAUUUGAGAAGAGUCUUGCAGGACAUAAACUUGGAAUAUCAGACGUGGCCUGGUCUUCAGAUUCAAAUCUUUUGGUGUCUGCAUCAGAUGACAAAUCACUGAAGAUCUGGGAUAUGAGUUCGGGAAAAUGUCUGAAGACACUGAAAGGCCAUAGCAACUACGUCUUCUGUUGUAACUUCAACCCACAGUCGAACCUUGUUGUGUCUGGAUCUUUUGAUGAGAGCGUACGGAUUUGGGACGUCAAAACUGGGAAGUGUCUGAAGACCCUGCCUGCUCACUCGGAUCCCGUCUCAGCGGUUCACUUCAACAGAGACGGAUCUCUAAUAGUAUCCAGUAGCUAUGAUGGUUUAUGCCGAUUGUGGGACACUGCAUCUGGACAAUGUCUGAAAACUCUUAUAGAUGAUGAUAACCCUCCUGUCUCAUUUGUGAAGUUUUCUCCAAAUGGAAAGUACAUUCUUGCUGCGACACUGGACAAUACGUUAAAGCUCUGGGACUACAGCAAGGGAAAGUGUCUCAAGACAUAUACUGGACAUAAGAAUGAAAAGUAUUGUGUGUUUGCCAAUUUUUCUGUAACUGGAGGAAAGUGGAUCGUCUCAGGCUCUGAAGACAACAUGGUGUAUAUCUGGAACUUGCAGACCAAAGAAAUUGUUCAGAAACUGCAAGGGCACACAGAUGUAGUGAUCUCGACAGCUUGUCACCCUACAGAGAACAUCAUUGCCUCUGCAGCCCUGGAGAACGACAAGACCAUCAAACUGUGGAAAAGUGAUUGUUAAGUUAAAGCACUGCCCUUCAGAGGCUUGAGUAGAAACUUCAGAAUGACGACUUCCAGUAGUGUCUGUGUUUUACAAUGAUUUGAUAGCACUUAGUGCAGGGUUAUUAUUGGAGAGAUGGGCAGGUCCUGUCUGCUCAGAAUAGUGACAAUCUCACUCAAGCCUUUUCCCCCUUAAUAUACAGUAAUCUACUGUAAUGUUUUCAAUUCGUUUUAAUUUGCUACUGAAGAACAAAUGUUUUCUUUCAAA